Messenger RNA from Prosopis cineraria, 2562 nucleotides. RefSeq names its product PX domain-containing protein EREX. The record is from RefSeq and is a predicted model, not a curated record. Gene Ontology annotation, biological process: protein transport. Bases 181 to 2409 code for a protein of 742 amino acids. The transcript has 10 exons. Gene Ontology annotation, molecular function: phosphatidylinositol binding. NCBI's taxonomy places the organism in Eukaryota, Viridiplantae, Streptophyta, Magnoliopsida, Fabales, Fabaceae.
AUAGAUACGGCCAAACUUGUCUUGGCCUUCUGCUACUUGCGGCAAAGGAUCGUAAUGCAAGAGAAUUUAUGGUAUUUUUCUGCAAUUUGAUGUUGCAUCUCGUCUUCAAGCUUGAGCUAUAGCUCAUCUUAGCAACCUGUCCAUUCAAAAACCAAAGAUCGAACACGAAGAAAUUCGGAGAUGAAUCUUUACGCGGACGACCUUUCUGUACUCGACUUUAAUUUCAGUUAUUCGGAUCCGAUUUUCAACCCCUAUGCAUAUCGUCGCUCUUAUUUGACAAGCUCUUCGACUUCAUUGUAUGAUAUUGAUGAUGAUUAUGAUGUUCCCGGUGAUGGAAGGAACGAUUCUGAUGAGAAAAAGCCGGAGGUACAACAUCCAAGUCCGCCCAAGCAUCGCCAUGAUGGCACGUCGCCUCUGCCUUUGGGAAUGGAUUGGAGUCUUCCUCCUCGAAAAUGGGAUGGACGUAAUUCUGUUUGGCCUAAUGAUCCUCACGGGGGUUGGAGUUAUUGCGUGACAGUUCCUUCGUGGGUUGUCCAGCCGGAAUCAAGAGGUUCUGAUUCCGUUGUAUUUUACAGGGUUCAAGUUGGCAUACAAUCCCCUGAAGGAAUCACCACUACACGAGUUAUCUUUCGCCGAUUUAAUGAUUUUCUGAAGCUGUUUUCAGAUUUGAAAAAAGAAUUUGCUGUGAAAAAUUUGCCCCCGGCUCCACCAAAGAAGUUAUUGAAAGUUAAAAGCCAGAAAGUGUUGGAAGAGCGAAGGUGUUUGUUAGAGGAUUGGAUGGAAAAACUGUUAUCAGAUAUUGAUGUAUCGCGAAGUGCUCCGGCAGCAAUAUUCCUUGAACUGGAAGCUGCUGCUCGAUCAGCAUUCCAUAAUUCACAGCAGAUGUCAGGUGGAACUUCAGUUAAUGGUACUACAUCAUAUGUUCUCCAAGACGAUCCACAUGGUUCUGCAUCUGUUGCAUCAGAUUCUGGCAAUGAUACUUCUUAUGAAGUAUCUGAGCUUGGAACACCAAGGCAUGGAAAAGAUGGGUAUUCUGAUCUGGACAAUUCAAUAGCAGAACAUGACUUGAUUAAUUCAGCAAGAACAACUAUUGGGCGUGCUGAAUCCAACAAAGAAUUUAUUAAGGAGGAUGCGUCAAAAUUUUCCCUGGAUAACAUGCAAACUGACAAUAGUGCUAUAGACAAAGUCACUGAGAAAGCUACUGAUAUUAAAGUUCUCCGCUUAGAUGGAACUGAAUUUGUUCCCAAACUACAAGAUAAGAUGGAUGGCCAUGUUAAGAGAUUGUCAACAGACAGCAUUGGAAGUGACUUAAGUUCUAUAAGGAAUAGUGAAAUAUCAAAUCUAAGCAUGGAUUUGUUGGUGACUCUUCCAUCUGAGGGGCGACACAAGUUAAACAGAAUUCUUGUUACCCUGCAGCAGAGACUGACAACAGCAAAAACAGAUGUGGAAGAUCUUUUAGCAAGAUUAAAUCAAGAAAUGGCUGCUAGACAAUUUCUCAUAACAAAGGUUAAAGAUUUGGAAGUUGAACUUGAAACAACUCAACUGAACUGUAGAGAGAAUAUGCACCAGGCUGUUCUAGCUGAAAGGGAAAGGUUUACACAAAUGCAGUGGGAUAUUGAGGAACUUAGGAGGAAGUGCCUGGAUAUGGAAAUCAAAUGGAAGUCUGAAGAGGAUGAAAGACUGCAAGUGGAGUCAGUGAAAGCAUCUGUCGUUAAAGAAAAUGAAAUAUUGCAGCAAGAGCUUGAUUUUGCAAGAGAACAACUUGAGAACUUGCAGAAGUGUCAUGAUGAGCUUGAGAUGAAAUCAAAGGCAGAUGUGAAGGUGCUAAUAAAGGAGGUCAAAUCCCUUAGAAGUUCUCAGUCAGAAUUGAAGCAGCAACUCAGCGAAUUGGUGAAGGAAAAACUAGAGGCUGAGAGAAGUCUCCAUAAAGAAAAGCAAAGAUUGAAACUUUCAUAUGAAGCCAAUGCAAAGUUGCUGCGUGAGUGUGGAAUUCUUCAAAAGAGGCUUCAAGAGUGCAGUGUUAACUUUCUUGUUGAGGAGGAAGAUAAACUAAUUGUUGAUACUUCUCCGUCUGAUGCUUUGGAUUUAUUAGCAAUGUCAGAUAAUCGAAUUGGUCUCCUACUCGCUGAGGCGCAACUCUUGGCACAAGAUGUAGAAAAUGCUGCUGGUGCUGUAGAUGAGACUCGCAGUACAACUUCAGGUGAUACAGUGACAACUGACGAUGAGCUGAGGAGGCUUCUGGCACACAUGUUUGUAGACAAUGCCAGUUUAAGGAAGCAGAUCAAUUCGGUACUUCGUCUAGCUCUGAAUGCGACUGCUAAAUCUGACGAGGAGGAGGAGGAGGAGGAUGAUGAGGAAGAGGAAAUUAAUUUGAGAAAAACUGUUUUAAGCCAGUUCUUAGAAAAAUAACACAGUUGAUUCUACAUGUAUGCUUGCAAAUUAGUUGGUCAAUUCUCUGUUAUAUUUUUUAUUUCCCACAGUCCCUUGUAUAAUUUUUUCUUUAUUUUGGCCAUCCCUUGUGUAAAUUCCAGAAUAAAUGAAAACUUUAGUCGCAACCAUAAA